AUGAUACCUGCCAUUUAUCUUGCUGUCAGUCUUGCGGCUAUCACUCCUGUCAAUGCAAUGCCAUUUACCAUUCCUUACCUGGACAAGACAGGUCGUGUCGAGGUUCAGGGUCACCGUGGUGGCCUGGGUAUGAGAAGCGAAGAAUCACUCUGGGCAUUCGCACACGCCUUGGAAGUUGGUGUCGAUGUGCUUGAAAUGGACACUGUAUUCACUAAAGAUGGGAUCCCAGUAAUCUGGCAUGAUCAUUGGGUCUACCCUACAAAGUGCACCGGCGACUAUGUAGGCCAGUAUAUUGCGAACCUGACUUUGGAGCAAGUCAAGUCGCUCGAUUGUUCUCUCCAGCUUGCAGCUCAUCCUCAGCAAGAAAUUCAUCCCGGGACCACGAUUGCAACCCUGGAGGAGGUCCUGGAACUGGUUAAUUGUUAUGGUGACAAAGGCGUGACCAUCAACCUCGAGACCAAACUUUCACCUACUGCUCCUAACGAAACUCUUUCCGUCGACACUUAUAUCACGGAUUUGAUGCCUAUUCUCCAAAAGCAUGGCUUCGAGUCUCGUACUUCUAUUCAGUCGUUCGAUUGGCGUACUCUCGUUGGUAUUCACGCUGCGUAUCCUGCCGUGCCUAUCGUUGCUUUGCUCGACGAGACAACAGUUGUACCAGACAAGACCUAUAAGACUUAUCCCUGGCUCAAAAACAGCAAAUACCCCUGGCUUGGUGGUCUUGACCUCGACGACUUCUCCGGUGACUGGGUAGCCGCAGCACACUCUAUUGGCUCAUCCAUCCUCUCGCCAAAUCAUGGUACUGGUAACUCCAGUGACGCCACUGUGAACAGCCCACUCUAUGAGCCAUUCACCACUAAGGAUGUUGUGGAUAGAGCUCAUGCCUUGGAUAUGCAGGUCAUCCCUUGGACUGUGGACGCUGAGGUGACGAUUAGCAAAUUGCUUGACGAUGGUGUUGAUGCUAUUAUCAGCAACUACCCUGAGAGAGUUAUGUAUGUGGCGAGACAGAGAGGACUGAGUGUGGGUAAAGCCAGGAACCCCAGUAAACCUGAGUGUUUGGUCAACGCAUCUGCUUGGUAG
Aureobasidium melanogenum CBS 110374 is the source of this 1077-nucleotide messenger RNA. RefSeq names its product putative glycerophosphodiester phosphodiesterase. Lineage: Eukaryota; Fungi; Ascomycota; Dothideomycetes; Dothideales; Saccotheciaceae. The coding region runs from base 1 to 1077 and encodes 358 amino acids. Gene Ontology annotation, biological process: lipid metabolic process. The record is from RefSeq and is a predicted model, not a curated record. The transcript is spliced from 5 exons. Gene Ontology annotation, molecular function: phosphoric diester hydrolase activity.